Messenger RNA from Bubalus bubalis (water buffalo), 3880 nucleotides. It is a transcript of the gene TNS4, whose product is annotated as tensin 4. The transcript has 13 exons. Gene Ontology annotation, molecular function: protein binding. Bases 209 to 2359 code for a protein of 716 amino acids. NCBI's taxonomy places the organism in Eukaryota, Metazoa, Chordata, Mammalia, Artiodactyla, Bovidae. The record is from RefSeq and is a predicted model, not a curated record.
CUGGAGGUGAAGGGCGCCUCCCUUUACUCCUCACCUGGGCUCUGACCAACCACCUCACUUCGUCUGUCCCAGGAGCCAAGAGUGAAGGCAGAAGCGUCUUGCUCACCCUGGACAACAGGUCCCAGGAGCUCCCAGUUGGCAAGUGACAACUGUGGGAUGUGAGUCUGGCUGGAAGCCAGAGGUAAACUGCCAAGUCACUGCCCUCAACAUGUCACAGGUGAUGUCCAGCCCCCUGCUGGCAGGAGGCCCCGCAGUCGGCUUGGCUCCCUGCGAGGAACCCAGGAGGGCCCUGCACCCAGCCCCCAGCCCCAGCCUGCCGCCGCCGUGUCCCUACUACACCACGGAAGGCUGGGGAGCGCAGGCCCUGAUGGCCCCCAUGCCCUGCAAGGGGCCCCCUGGCAGGCUCCAGCCAGCCCCACAGGCUGGAGCCAAUGCCAGCUGCCUCCUGAAGGCCCCAGGGGAGCAGGUCUCAGGGGCUCAGGAAGACCUUGACUCCUACAUUGACUUCUCACUGGAGAGCCUCAACCAGAUGAUUCUGGAGUUGGACCCCACCUUCCAGCUGCUCCCUCCUGGGCCUGGUGGCCCCGAGGCCCAGCCCACCCAGAGCACUACCUUGGGAAAGAAGAAAGAAGAGCCUGAAGCCUUGGAUAUAAAGUACAUCGAGGUGACCUCCACCAGGUCAAGGUGCCACGAUGGCCCACGGAGCUGCUGCAGCCCAUCUAUCACCCCACCCUUCGGCUCCCCACGCACUGGCGGCCUCCUCCUUUCCAGAGACCUCCCCCGAGAGACUCGAAGCAGCAGCGAGAGCCUCAUCUUCUCUGGGAGCCAGGGCAGGGGGCACCAGCACCCCGCUCCCCCCUUGGCAGCUCCCUCCUCUCACCCCCCAACAUCUCCCAGCAUCUCCAUUCCUGGCAUGGGGAGCAAGGCCUCAGGCCCCCACAGCUUGGGCUCCCCACUGGUGGCUUCCCCAAGCUUGGAGAAGGGGCUGGGGGGCCAGGGCCCACAGCUGAGCAGCAGAGUCUCCAUGCUGUCAGGCAGCCCAGCGUCUGAUGUCAGCUAUGUAUUUGGAAGCAGCCAGUCCCUCCUCCACUCCAGCAUCUCCAGCCAUCAGUCAUCUUCUAGAUCCUUGGAAAGCCCCAGCAGCUCUUCCUCCAGCCUCCACAGCCUUGGUCCAGUGUCCCUGUAUACAAGAGCCAGUGACCUCCAGGUUCCCAGCAACGCCACCCCAAGCAUGGGCCAGCCCAGAGCAACCCGCUCCCCACCACUGGCCAAGGAACAUGCCAGCAGCUGCCCACCAUCCAUCACUAACUCCAUGGUGGACAUACCCAUUGUGCUGAUCAACGGUUUCCCAGAGCCAGGAUCUCCCCCAUCCCAGAGGACCCCAGGACCCCAGGACUUUGUCCGCCCUGGGGCUACUUCUUCCAGCACGCCCUGUCCAGCCACCAGGAGCCACAGCCAGACCCUGCCAGAAGCCCCUCCCACCGCAUCCCCGGAGGGUCCUGCCAGGGACAUGCAGCCCACCAUGAAGUUUGUGAUGGACACAUCUAAAUACUGGUUUAAGCCAAGCAUCUCCCGAGAGCAAGCCAUCGAGCUGCUGAGGAAGGAGGAGCCGGGGGCUUUCAUCGUGCGGGACAGUUCUUCAUACCGGGGCUCCUUCGGCCUUGCCCUGAAGGUGCAGGAGGCCCCCACAUCUGCCCAGAGCCGACCAGGCGAGGACAGCAGUGACCUCGUCCGCCACUUCCUCAUCGAGUCUUCCGCCAAAGGGGUGCAUCUCAAAGGAGCAGACGAGGAGCCCUACUUCGGGAGCCUCUCUGCCUUCGUGUGCCAGCACUCCAUCAUGGCCCUGGCCCUGCCCUGCAAACUCGUCGUCCCGCAGAAAGAAUUGGGAGGUGGAGACGGGGCCUCCGACCCCUCUGCAGAUGGCCAGGCCUCCUGUCUGAAGAAAUCUGCCGGUUGCCAUGCCCUGUACCUGAGCUCUGUGAGCGUGGAGACCCUGAGCGGAGCCCUGGCCGUGGAGAAGGCUAUCUCAGCCACCUUGGAGAGGGAUGUUCUCCCCACGCCCACCGUGGUCCACUUCAAAGUCACCGAGCAGGGCAUCACCCUGACUGACGUCCAGAGGAAGGUAUUUUUCCGGCGCCAUUACCCCCUUGCCACCCUCCGAUUCUGUGGCAUGGAUCCCGAGCAACGGAAGUGGCAGAAAUACUGCAAGCCCUCUCGGAUCUUUGGGUUUGUGGCCAAGAGCCAGACUGAGUCCCAGGAAAAUGUGUGCCACCUCUUUGCGGAGUAUGACACGCUACAGCCGGCCUCACAGGUCAUCAAUCUGGUGGGUGCUCUGCUGCAGGACCCAGAAAGGAUGUAGGGGAGGGAGCUUCCUGUGUGCCUUCCCAGACAUCCCAAGGGGCUUGCUCAGGAUCCCCCCUCUGCCCUGAGCAAGAAGCCUCUUACCACACUGAUGGACCAAUCCACUGGAAUGGAGGAGAACGGUACCAGGUUGAAACCCUUGAACUCACUAUGACCUUCAGCCAGACCCCCUUCCCUCCCGGGGUUCAGUCUCUUCAGCCUUAAAGGAGCAGGACUUCCCUGGUGGUCCAGUGGUUAAGAAUCCAAUGCAGGGGACAGGGGUUUCAACCCCUGGUCGGAGAAGAUUUCAUAUGCCAUGGAGAAACUAAACCAGUGCUCCACACCCACUGAGCCCACACUUUAGAGCCUGUGCUCUACAACAAGAGGCCAGCACAGUGAGAAGCCCACACACUGAAAGUAGAGAGUAACCCCUGCUCGCCACAACUAGAGAAAGCCCGUGCACAGCAAUGAAGAUCCAGUGCAGCCAAAGACAAAUAAAUAAAUGUUUUAGAAGGAUACGUAAAAAAAAAAAAAAAAAGGAGGCAACGGACAGGAUCAGCUGUCUCGGACAUCUGUGGGUAUCUUAACAAGUUCCCUGUGAUUCUGAAGCAGACCCACAUCUGAGACCCCCACAUGAAAAUUACCUCUGAAGACUCCUGACUCUGUCAGUCUGGACAUUACCAACACAGCAGCUUGAGCUACAGACCUGUGACCCUCGUUUCAUGGCAAACAGUAAGUGCUGGGUAGGGACCCAGGGGCCAUGGCCAGAGGCUGGCCUGAAGGAUUGAGGACCAAAGGGGGCCUCCCCGGUGGUUCAACAGGAAAGAAUCCACCUACAAUGCAGGAGAUGCAGGAGACGCAGGUUCGAUUCCUGGUUCAGGAAGACCCCCUGAAGGAAGGCAUGGCAAUCCACUCCAGUAUUCUUGCCUGGAGAAUCCCAUGGACAGAAGAGCCUGGUGGGCUACAGUCCAUAGGGUCGCAAAGAAUCAGACACGACUGAAGCGAGUUAGCACACAAGCACGCACACACAAGGACCAAAGGAGGGAUGGACUGACUCUCUUUCCCUCAUCUGUUCCUUUCCCCAUUUCCUUGACAGCUUCUUGAGCUGCUGUUCCCAGGACAGAGCUAGAUCCGCCUGUCCUGGAUUCUACAGGCCAACGUGGCCGUGGUUGUUCGGCAGGUAAGCACGUGGGAACUUGCCUUCAUGGCCAAAACAGAUGAUCCAGCUGUCCUUAAGAUCUUGAUGUCUAGUCCCCUCCAUUGAAAAUGAGCAUCAGUCCCAUCUCUUCUUUCAACUUCUCAUAAGCAAGUGUGUCAGGGCUGCCCUAGAGCCACUUGAGUCACCCAGACCCGGAGGUGGGGACAGUGAGCACCCCUGCUCACUAGAAUAGACACAAGGGCCAGCUCUCUGGUUCUGCCUCAGCCCCAGCCUUGCUAGUCCUACACACACACACACACACACGCACACACUGCCCUGUACAGCGCUGGGGCGGCAACUAGCCUCAUAGCCACAUGAGGGCAGCAGAGAGUCAAGAAUGCA